AUGGAGCUGCAUCUGGCACCUACGACGCUCGAGGUUGAUAAGGCCACCAUGAUGCGCCGCUGCGAGCUCCCCGCCCGCGACCUCCGCCUCCUCGACCCGCUCUUCAUCUACCCCUCCACCGUCCUUGGCCGUGAGCGCGCCAUCGUCGUCAACCUCGAGCAGAUCCGCUGCGUCAUCACCGCCGACGAGGUGCUCCUCCUCAACUCCCUCGACAACUACGUCUUCCAGUACGCCGCCGAGCUGCAGCGCCGCCUCCUCCAGUGCGCCGAGGGCGACGAGCUCCUCUUCGAGUUCCGCGCCCUCGAGCACACCCUCGAGGUCGCCUGCUCCUUCCUCGACGCCUUUAUUCGAGUCGCCUGCUCUUUCUUUGAGUUCCGCGCCCUCGCCCUCGAGGUCGCCUGGUCCUUCCUCGAACUCAGCCAGAACAGAGCAAUGUUUCCUUUAUUCGAGUCUUGUAUCAAUGCAUUGUUUCCAGCAAUACUCUAA
Messenger RNA from Triticum urartu, 486 nucleotides. The record is from RefSeq and is a predicted model, not a curated record. NCBI's taxonomy places the organism in Eukaryota, Viridiplantae, Streptophyta, Magnoliopsida, Poales, Poaceae.